CGGCAGCUCCUCCUCCCCCUCCUCCUGCAGAGCUAGCGGUGGCGCGGCUUUCAAUGCGCAGGCACUGGUCGCGCCAGGCUCCAGGGGUGUAAAUAAUACGCGGCCUCUGAGGCUGGAGCAGCUCAGAGCAGAGAUGGCAACCGAGCGAGAGAUCUGCAGCUAACCCGGCUGCAUUUGCUCGCCCGGUAGGAAAGGCGGAGGAAGAAGAGGCGGAUCAGGUAGGAAGGAUGAGUGCGUAUGCUGACAUAUAUGCAUUGAAGCAGGGACAACAAGGUACUACAGAGGGUGGUUACCAGCGCUAUGGAGUUCGCUCUUACCUGCAUCAAUUUUAUGAAGACUGCACAGCAUCCAUUUGGGAGUAUGAUGAUGAUUUUCAGAUCCAGAGAUCACCCAACAAGUGGAGCUCUGCAUUCUGGAAGGUUGGACUCAUCUCGGGGACAAUGUUUAUGCUGACAGGGAUCAUAGUUCUUCUAGUAGGGUUUCUGGUACCCCCCAGAAUUGAAGCCCUUGGAGAAGAAGAUUUUGUGGUGGUGGAUACCCAUGCUGUUCAAUUUAACAGAGCCCUUGAUGUAUGUAAGUUGGCGGGAGCAAUAUUAUUUUGCAUUGGAGGGACCACAAUGGCAGCCUGCUUGCUGAUGUCUGCAUUUGCAAAAAGCUACUCCAAAGAAGAAAAGUACCUGCAACAGAAAUUUAAAGAGAGAAUAGCAGAUAUAAAAGUCCAGACGCACCCAGUCACAAAAACCCCAGCACCUGGAGAAUCCAAGAUACCUGUUACUUUGUCCAAAGUUCAAAAUAUCCAGCCAUUAUCUGAAACCUGAUUCUUGCUCUUUCUUUCCUAACAUGCCCUUCUUGUGAAAUUGAAAAGGUUGUCUUGGCUGGCACUUGAAUCUGUGUUUGCAGUGUAGCAAAUUCUGCAUUCAGUAGGAAAAGAAGCAGGCAGGAAACACUAUUUGGAUAGGACUACAGAAGUGACAAGAAAGUGAAGGUUCAGCCAUUACUGGUUUCAAUAAAGCAUUAACAUGUUGUGAACUAUUUUUUUAAAAAGUCCACAGAAUCAUUUAGAUUCUUCCCUUCCAAAACAUGGUUCGUUGUUCUCCACCCAUCCCAUCAUCGUUACAUAUUUUGUUCCUUUUAAAUAAUGAACAUGUUUGUCUGUUUAGUGUGAACAGUUUAAAUUGUGUCCUGUUCAAAAACAACAGUCAGAGUCCCACAAAAGCUCUGUAUGUGCAUGUAUUGGAGAACCAUGUAGAAAGCAGACAGUUCUAUUUCUAUCAGACUUCUUUAUUCCCCUGGAGUACAAGCAGAACAGCAGCUUGUCUCUUAAGCAAACAUAAAAGAAACCAUCAGCUGCACAUGAUGCUUUUCUUUCAUAUACAAAGCUUUCUAUCCAUUCUAAAUUUAAACUGGCCAGCAAGAAUGCAUUAUUCAGGGGCAGGGCCCCAGGAUCACAUUAGCCUCAAUAAGUUUUUCUUUGGCCUUCAAAGUUCCCUCCUAUUGCAAUUGUGAAAUUCAGCUUCCCACUAUUUUGAGAUGAGAACACAAUUUGUUUGUGUUUUGUAUCUCAAAUAGGCUUAAUAUUGUUUUAAAAACAUAGAAAAACCCACCCCCCAAAGCAGAAAAUCAAGAGUCCUGCCCUCUUGCACGAUGCAGCCCCCACUUUGCUUCACCAUGCAAGCUCAUUCCCAACCAUUAUAUAUAUAUCAACAGCAGCAAAUGAUGGUGCCACUUUUAAGUCAAAAUAUAUAGUAUUCAAGGCCAGCCAAUUUAUCAUAUGCAGCUCAUCUUUUUAAAGAAAUUUUUAAUCAUCAAAAGAAAGACUGCAUCAAACUGGUUUCUUCUGGGGUCAUUCUUAAUCCCUCUACCCACAUAUAUCUUUAUUUUUUAACUCUCAGUUUCUAUUCAGAUUCACCAAGGCCAUUUUGAAAGGUGCCCAGUGUUUAGAAUGGAAAAGGAUACAGGAUUUAUUAACUCAGUUGCAGGUCUGGCCUUGGGCCCUUAUGCAGAAAAACAAAUGACCUGGGUGGUUUUGCUAGGCAGGGUGUACAGUUUGAUUAGGACAAGAUAAGGGCAAUAGAAAGCCCAUCGUAGGCAUUUGGAUGUGUACAUAGAGCUCUUGUAGUGUACGUAGGCAUAUGGAAAUCCCUCCUUUUAAUUUCAUGGUGGGAACAAAUGCGCAUAUAUAUAUAUAGAGAGAAAGCCAGAGCGGGAUUGGUCUACUCCAUUUGUGGAAAAUUCCAUCAACAACCCCCUAUCCUUGAUUUGCUAUUAAUUUCAGCAGGGCUGUUGUAGGAGGAGUAUCAGGAAGUAUCAGUCUAUUUUGAUACCUAGAUAUUCUUCCAUCUUUCCUUGAAUCUGUUUGACCUUGAGUUGAAGUACCAAGUAUUAACUUUCUGGUUUUUUGGUUAAGAAAGCAAGGUUAUCCUCAAGCAGAGAAGAGCUGUGAAAAUGCUUACUUACAGUUUUACCUUUUUGCUAGAAAUAUAAAUCAUACCUGUCUUGACAGACAAUUACUGUCAACCCUUUAAUCAAUGGAACUAAAGAAAACUAUUUAAAAAAAUGUGAACUUUGUAUUCUUUGACAAUAUGUGUUCCCCUACAAUUCUUCUAUUCUUUCCAAUGGACUAAUAAAAUUAUUGAGAACCAGCUUU
Molecule: messenger RNA, 2647 nt
Organism: Candoia aspera
Lineage: Eukaryota; Metazoa; Chordata; Lepidosauria; Squamata; Candoiidae
Gene: NRSN1
Product: neurensin 1
Exons: 3
Coding region: 228-818 (196 amino acids)
Biological process (GO): nervous system development
Cellular component (GO): transport vesicle; neuron projection; neuronal cell body
Source: RefSeq, a predicted model, not a curated record